UGUCAAUACUCAAUCGUCAUACAAAAUUGUAAACAUUGCAUUUCUGUUUUAUAAUAAUUGCACAUGUUUUUAUUUAAAUCACAAUAAUGGCUAAAGAUCCACUGGAUGAACUAACCGAAUUUCUUAAACCGGAAUCAAGAAUCGACCUGAAACAUAUUUCUUUAGAUCACUUAUUAGGAGUAUCGGGAACCGACGAAGGAAUCAAGGUUUUACUCGGAAAGGAGCAAAUUAUCAAAAACAUUAUCGAUUUAACGAACGAUAGAAUAGAAGAAAUAAGCAAAAAUGCUCUUCUAUUACUAGUUAACGUGACUGCGAACGCGGAAGGUGCAUUGGAGCUGCUUAAAUACAAGCCAGACACGAAAAAAAAUAUAGUUGAAUUAUUUAUAGGUUAUGUCAUUGACCCCCAAAAAAAGAACGCAGAUGCAGUAUGUAUGAUCUUAUCAAACAUCACACGGGUGGAAGAAGCAUUGGACGUAUGUACAGAGACUUUUCUGCCGCAUCUAAACGAUAUUCUUAACAUAUUCGCUAACAUAGAUUACAACAAAGUCGGAUCCAAUUUGAACUACCUAGGACCGAUGUUUAGUAAUCUAAGCUGUAGUCCACGUAUACGCAAAUGGUUGACGGAAGAAAACCCGCACAUUCCUUUAAUAAAGCUCCUCCCAUUUUGUAAUUACAAACAAUCAAACAUACGACGUGGCGGCGCUAUCGGUGUUUUACGAAAUAUAUCAUUCGACACAUCAUACCACAACUUUCUACUAUCAAGCGAUUUAGAUCUACUAACGUACUUACUGACGCCUAUAAUCGGCAAUGAAGACUACCCAGAUGACGAGAUGGACGCACUACCGAUAGCACUACAAUACUUACCAAAGGAAAAAGAACGUGACAUCGACAUUGAUAUUCGCAAAAUGGUUUUGGAGACGCUUAACAAGUUGUCUGCGACGAAGCAUGGAAGGGAGGUACUACGAAAUAAUGGCGUGUAUUACAUAUUACGAGAAUAUCACAAAUGGGAAAAGGAUCCGAAAGUUUUGCUCGCUUGCGAAAAUGUGGUAGAUAUUUUAAUACAAAAGGAGGAGGAAGUAGGGGCAGAUGAUUUAUCUAAAGUGGAUGUACCCGAGGACAUGAAGGAAAAAUUUGUAAAUAUGGAUGAAGAUUACAUUAAAGAUGUGCAGUGUAGUUAGUAUAAUUAUGAUAAUUUAAAUAUAGGAUAAUACAGAUGAUAUAUUUUAAAUUUUAUACUAUUGCUUCUCUAGUAGGGUUUGUAAAUUUUGUUAUGAA
Molecule: messenger RNA, 1275 nt
Organism: Colias croceus (clouded yellow)
Lineage: Eukaryota; Metazoa; Arthropoda; Insecta; Lepidoptera; Pieridae
Product: protein HGH1 homolog
Exons: 1
Coding region: 87-1178 (363 amino acids)
Source: RefSeq, a predicted model, not a curated record